GGGAGCAGAAGCCAUUGUUGUAACUUCUACUGAAGUCCGCCCAACUUUAGUUAAAUCCUGGGGGCUUUUCACAGGAGUGUAGAAUAUUACGAUUUUUCUCGCAUGAACUUGAAAUGAACACGGGCAGCUUUAUAGUCGCAGUAGGGAGAGGAUGGCCGCAGACCUUCAGACGACCUGUUCUCCCGUCGAUGGUUCAGUGCUGCCUACAGUCCACACAGCCUGUCCCUGCAGCCCGGCUGCCCUACAGAGUGAAGGUGUCAGCUGGGAAGCGCUACGCCUGGUGUGCUUGUGGACACAGUAAGAAACAGCCUUUCUGUGACGGAGCUCACAAGUCAAAAGCUCCGAGUAUCUCUCCUCUACGCUUCACCCCUGAAAAAGACAAGACGGUUAUGCUGUGUGCCUGUAAGCAAACCAAAAACGGACCAUACUGUGACGGCUCACACUUAAGGGUCAUCUACCAGGAUGUAGUGAAGGCGAUAAAAGGCGUCUUUAAAUGAACAGCAUUCAAAAUAUCUGCCUUGGGAGGUCAAGGUGCAGUAAAUGUAAGAGAAAUAGUGUAAUUUUGUCCUCUACAUACUUGACAGACUGAUAUUGUGUCUGCAUAAAUUAUAUUGUUUUUUAAUAUUUGAUUUCAGAACAAUGUUUUUUGCCCAUUAAAGUAUGCCUG
This is a messenger RNA of Anoplopoma fimbria (sablefish), 667 nucleotides long. RefSeq names its product CDGSH iron-sulfur domain-containing protein 3, mitochondrial-like. The record is from RefSeq and is a predicted model, not a curated record. The transcript has 3 exons. Lineage: Eukaryota; Metazoa; Chordata; Actinopteri; Perciformes; Anoplopomatidae. Gene Ontology annotation, cellular component: intracellular membrane-bounded organelle. Gene Ontology annotation, molecular function: 2 iron, 2 sulfur cluster binding. The coding region runs from base 114 to 497 and encodes 127 amino acids.